AUGGCUGCAUCAAAAGCCACCAAUCCAACCGGACGCAAGCCCACGGGUUCCUUGAACUGGACGGGAGCUGUUUUCUGGAGACCGCCUUUCUUUUCUGGUCUGUCUCUCUCUAACUUUCUCUGCCUGCCUGCCUGCCUGCCUGCCUGCCUCGCCCUCAUCUGCCACGGUGGCUUUCCUUCUCUUCCCCAAAACAGAGUCUUGUAG
This is a messenger RNA of Colletotrichum costaricense, 204 nucleotides long. RefSeq lists its product as uncharacterized. Bases 1 to 204 code for a protein of 67 amino acids. The record is from RefSeq and is a predicted model, not a curated record. NCBI's taxonomy places the organism in Eukaryota, Fungi, Ascomycota, Sordariomycetes, Glomerellales, Glomerellaceae. The transcript has a single exon.